UCGACCCACCGGGUGUGGACACACAAAAAAUAAGAAAACUAAGAGCUGCCUGCAGGUGUUGCAAUUUGUAUCAAAUUCUCAGCGAAAACCGCAGAUUAAGUUUAAUUUAUCAGUGAAGGAACGGUUAUUAGGCGAAAUGGCUCAAAUGGACAUAGAGUUGAAAAAGGCCUUUACUGAGAUGCAGAUUAACAAACUGGAGACGACCAAGAAGAUCAACAUGAUCGACAUGAAGUGCGACAUGGUUAAGACGGGCAAACACAAGUACCAGCUGACGGAGAAGGGCACGAGUAGCCUCUCUGACGACACAAGAGUUUACCAGUCAGUGGGUCGCAUGUUUCUGCUGACUGAUGUGCAGAAUAUGCGCGAGGACCUAAAGGCCAAACAGGAAAAGUGCGACAAGGCGAUAGAGCUCCUUGAGAAAAAGAAGGAGUUCCUGCAGAAGUCGCUCAAGGAUCAGGAGGACGGUCUGCGCGAGCUGGUGCAGCAGCGCAAGGAGGCCGACCUGACUGCAAAAUAGACUCCACCCAGGCAUUCAUCCCUCAACGGAAUUGCUUAUUUAUUUUCAAUAUAUUUAUCUAAAUUGAA
Messenger RNA from Drosophila rhopaloa, 585 nucleotides. It is a transcript of the gene Pfdn1, whose product is annotated as prefoldin subunit 1. Gene Ontology annotation, biological process: protein folding. Gene Ontology annotation, molecular function: protein folding chaperone. NCBI's taxonomy places the organism in Eukaryota, Metazoa, Arthropoda, Insecta, Diptera, Drosophilidae. Bases 137 to 517 code for a protein of 126 amino acids. The record is from RefSeq and is a predicted model, not a curated record. Gene Ontology annotation, cellular component: prefoldin complex; cytoplasm. The transcript has 3 exons.